AUGGUUGUUGAAAUUCUGAAAGCUUCGAGACAGCAUCUGCCCUCAAAAAGGAAACCAAAAUGCAACACAAAGCGAAUACCACCUCAAGAUCUAAGCUUGAAGAAAUGCAGUAAAUCUAGCGGAGGAAAUGUAUUCAGCAGCCGGGCUUGGUUAAGGUUGCUCGCCAAUAUUCGCAAGAGAUAUGAUGACCAGACAGAGGUUUCCUCCAGCAAAUCUACAAUUUGCUGGAGGCGAGGAGAAAAGUACCACGGCAUUGCAUUGCUAGCUUUUCUGUCCAAGGCAGCUAUAGAUUUCCAACAUACAGAAGUUUAUAUCAAGCUCGAUUUUAAUACACGCCACCAGCACUAUAAAUAUAUCUUGGAAUUGUGUGUUGUAUUGGUAACAUUCAGACUGUUGCGUCGUUUGUUAGUUUCAUCUGGAGACCCGUCGUCCCUGUGUGUCUGUGAUGUCGACGAUGACGAAGACUUAGAUGACGAAGACUUAGAUGACGAAGACUUAGACGACGAAGACUUAGAUGACGAAAACUUGGAUGACGAAGACUUAGAUGACGAAGACUUAGAUGACGAAGACUUAGACGACGAAGACUUAGAUGACGAAGACUUAGAUGACGAAGACUUAGACGACGAAGACUUAGAUGACGAAGACUUGGAUGACGAAGACUUGGAUGACGAAGACUUAGAUGACGAAGACUUGGAUGACGAAGACUUGGAUGACGAAGACUUGGAUGACGAAGACUUAGAUGACGAAGACUUAGACGACGAAGACUUAGAUGACGAAGACUUGGAUGACGAAGACUUGGAUGACGAAGACUUGGAUGACGAAGACUUAGAUGACGAAGACUUAGACGACGAAGACUUAGAUGACGAAGACUUGGAUGACGAAGACUUGGAUGACGAAGACUUAGAUGGCGAAGACUUAGACGACGAAGACUUAGAUGACGAAGACUUGGAUGACUUUCUGCCAAAGCCCCAGCCUGACGCAGACAUGCCAGGGCCCAUGUCCCAGGAUACUCUUCCCACGGCUGUGCUGGAGAUGUUGGAGACUUCAGAGGACGAGGAACCUGUAGCUAAAAGCUCGAAGAAGGCAAGAAGAGCCGGUCAGUGA
Penaeus indicus is the source of this 1104-nucleotide messenger RNA. Its product is annotated as clumping factor A-like. The record is from RefSeq and is a predicted model, not a curated record. The transcript is spliced from 6 exons. The coding region runs from base 1 to 1104 and encodes 367 amino acids. Lineage: Eukaryota; Metazoa; Arthropoda; Malacostraca; Decapoda; Penaeidae.